AUGUCCGAGAAGCUCCAGGUCGCCGUCGCCGGCAUUGGUCGCAUGGGAAUGCGCCAUGCCCGCCACUUCGCUACCCUCACCCCCCGCGCCGAGUUGAUUGCCGCCGAGCUCGACGCCGCGAAGAAGGAAUUCGUCAAUGUCCGCACGUACAAAGACUACGAGCAGAUGCUGGCGCAGGAGAAGACCCUGCAGGCCGUCGUCGUCGCCAGCGCUACCACCGUUCAUGCCGAACAAGCCAUCAAGGCCAUCGAGCGCGGUCUACACGUCCUGUGCGAGAAGCCGAUCAGCACCAGCCCUGAAAUCUCCCAAUCCGUCGUCGACGCCUACAACACCUCCAUCAAGAAAUUCCCCAACCAAAAAGUAAUCUGCGGCUUCUCACGCCGCUUCGACGCCUCCUACCGCGACGCCCACCGCCGCAUGGCAAACGGCGACAUCGGCACGCCCUCCGUCUUCCGCAGUCAGACCUGCGACAAGCUCGAUCCCAGCGGCUUCUUCGUCGCCUACGCCGAGUUCUCCGGCGGUAUCUUCGUAGACUGCUCCAUCCACGACAUCGAUUUGGCGCUUUGGUUCUUCGGCGAGAACAGCAAGGUUAAGAGCGUGACUGCUAUUGGAAUUACGGCCGUGCAGCCUGAUUUGCGCAAGCAUAAUGAUCGGGAUAAUGCGCUGGGUAUUAUUGAGUUUUACGGCGGUAAAAUCGCCCAACUCUACUGCUCCCGCAUGAUGGCCGCGGGACAAGAAGACUGUACCGAAAUCUUCGGCACAAACGGCAAAGUCGCGAUCAACACGCAGCCCCAGCUGAAUCUCGUCAACCUGUACGAGCCGACCGGUAUCCGCCGUGAGAUUCCCUCUGAUUACUACGGGAGGUUCCGGGAGGCGUUCAUCACCGAGGCGAAUGAGUUUACUGCUUCUUGUCUGGAUAACACACCUCCUCCGCUGCGUCUUGAUUCCGCGGUGCGUGCUGUUACGAUCGGCUGUGCGCUGCAGGAGUCGCUUAUUACGGGGAAGAAGAUUGAGUUUGAUGAGAGUGGGAAGAGGGUUGAGGCAUCGAAGCUGUAA
Molecule: messenger RNA, 1056 nt
Organism: Penicillium argentinense
Lineage: Eukaryota; Fungi; Ascomycota; Eurotiomycetes; Eurotiales; Aspergillaceae
Exons: 5
Coding region: 1-1056 (351 amino acids)
Biological process (GO): NADPH regeneration
Cellular component (GO): cytoplasm
Molecular function (GO): oxidoreductase activity; nucleotide binding
Source: RefSeq, a predicted model, not a curated record